Molecule: messenger RNA, 1842 nt
Organism: Scleropages formosus (Asian bonytongue)
Lineage: Eukaryota; Metazoa; Chordata; Actinopteri; Osteoglossiformes; Osteoglossidae
Gene: mfap1
Product: microfibril associated protein 1
Exons: 8
Coding region: 128-1456 (442 amino acids)
Source: RefSeq, a predicted model, not a curated record
CAGUUGCAGUUUCCGGUUUGUUACGUUUACUUCCUUUCACCGUUAGGUUAAGCGACACUAAAGGAGUUGUUAAAAAGAAGGAAUAAUAACUUUUUUAACUUUCUCUAAAAUCUUGCAAGGACCAGCCAUGUCGACACCAAAUGCACUCAGCGUCAAGCAGCCGCCGAUUCAGUCGACGGCUGGGGCCGUUCCGGUGCGGAACGAAAAGGGUGAGAUCUCCAUGGAGAAGGUUAAGGUAAAACGAUAUGUGUCCGGAAAGCGCCCUGACUACGCCCCCAUGGAAUCGUCAGAUGAAGAAGAGGAUGACUUCCAGUUUGUAAAGAAGGGCAAGGAUGUGGAGCCUGAGGUGGAGCUGGAGGAGGAGGAAGUUUCUGAUCCUCGACUGAAACGUCUGAUGAAUCGAGUCACAGAGGAUGUGGAGGAGAGGCUGGCAAGACACAGACAGAUUGCAGAGCCAGAACUUAUGGCAGAGAGCAGUGAGGAGUCUGAUGAAGGAACCUGGCACCCAGAACAUGAAGAGAGCAGUGAGGAAGAGGAGGAUGAAGAGGAAGAAGAAGUUGAUGAUGAGGAAAUUGAGAGACGCAGAGCGAUGAUGCGCCAGCGUGCGCAGGAGCGCAAGAAUGAGGAGAUGGAGAUCAUGGAGGUGGAGGAGGAGGGGAAGUCGGCCGGGGAAUCGGAGUCCGAGUCUGAGUAUGAAGAGUACACAGACAGUGAGGAUGAGACAGAGCCCCGACUAAAGCCAGUCUUUAUCCGCAAGAAGGACCGGGUGACUGUGGCGGAACGUGAGGCUGAAGAACAGAAGCAGAAGGAGCUGGAGAUAGAGGCAAAGAAGCAGGCAGAGGAGCGCAGGCGUUACACUCUUAAGAUUGUGGAGGAGGAAGCCAAGAAGGAAUUUGAGGAGAACCGGCGCACACUGGCUGCCUUGGAUGCACUAGAUACGGAUGGAGAAAAUGAAGAGGAGGAGUAUGAGGCCUGGAAGGUUCGAGAGCUAAAGCGCAUUAAGCGGGACCGUGAGGCACGAGAAGCCAUGGAGAAAGAGAAGUCAGAGAUCGAGAGAUUCCACAAUCUCACAGAGGAGGAGCGCAGAGCUGAGCUUCGCAACAAUGGCAGGCAGGUCACCAACAAAGCCAUCAAGGGCAAAUACAAGUUCCUCCAGAAGUACUACCACAGAGGAGCCUUCUUCAUGGAUGAAGAGGAGGAUGUGUUUAAGAGAGAUUUCAGUGCUCCCACCCUGGAGGACCAUUUCAACAAGACAAUCCUUCCCAAAGUUAUGCAGGUCAAAAACUUUGGUCGUUCCGGGCGAACUAAGUACACACACUUGGUGGACCAGGAUACUACGUCCUUUGACUCUGCAUGGGCUCAGGAGAGUGCCCAAAACAGCAAGUUCUUUAAACAGAAGGCCGGGGGUGUGAGGGACGUUUUUGAACGUCCCUCUGUCCGCAAGAGGAAAACCUAAUGCACUGAAGUGCAGUUGAACUGAAGCUCACUUGCUACCAGCUACCACCCUGGCCUUUGUCCAUAACAGACUGGGAGUUCUGUGUAUCAGGGAAGGUCAUUUGGCCUCCUAUGUUGUGACACAUUACUUAAAAGUGAGUGACGCCUCAGUUAUUUGCUUUUAAGAAAGUUGUUGGUCAAAAUCUGGAUUUUGUGUACAGUUUAAUAAGUUUCUGGUUGGCGUUUCAAUGAAAAUUUAAAAAAUGUUUGGUUUUUCCACAUUCACAUACUUUUCCUUCAAUUUAACAUUCUUAUUUUUCUUGUUCUGUGGAGCAUUUGUAAAUAACUUCUUGUAUCACCCAUGUGUAUAGAGAACUCGAUAGAUUUGAUUAAAUGAACUACUGGCAA